This is a messenger RNA of Erinaceus europaeus (western European hedgehog), 4884 nucleotides long. It is a transcript of the gene SSC5D, whose product is annotated as scavenger receptor cysteine rich family member with 5 domains. The record is from RefSeq and is a predicted model, not a curated record. The transcript has 14 exons. Gene Ontology annotation, cellular component: membrane. Lineage: Eukaryota; Metazoa; Chordata; Mammalia; Eulipotyphla; Erinaceidae.
ACUGCUCCUCUGUCUGUCCAGGGCCCUCACCACUGGCCCAAGCUCCCUCCCGCUCCCUCUCCCCCGCCAGCCCCUCUCAUCCCCUGUCCCGUGUCCCCUGUCCUGGACUCUGCAGACAUGAGGGUCCUGGUCUGCGUCCUUGCUGUGAUGGGGAUCCAGGCUGUUGAGCGGCUGCGUCUGGCUGACGGCCCCCAUGACUGCGCAGGCCGGCUGGAGGUAUGGCACUUGGGACGCUGGGGGACCGUGUGUGACGACGGCUGGGACCUGCGUGACGCAGCCGUGGCCUGCCGGGAGCUGGGCUGUGGAGGGGCGAUGGCCGCCCCUGGGGGCGCCUUCUUCGGGGAGGGGGCCGGGCCCGUGUGGCUGAGUGAGUUGGCCUGCCGGGGCAGGGAGACUCAGCUGGGGCUGUGUCCCCACCGGGGCUGGAGGGCCCACAUCUGCUCCCACGAGGAGGAUGCUGCUGUCGUAUGUGCAGGACAGCGCAUGGCCAGCUCGAGGGAAGGAUCCCUGCCGGACCUGGAUCCCUGGCCAGAGCUGCUGGAGCUGAACCCCGGUUCCGAGGAGCCCCCCCAGAGGUCGCUCCCCUCUGCCACCCAGGCCCCCCGCCUGGCCGGGACCCCCCAGAACAGCCCCCGGAAGAAGAAUCCCCGGCCGCCCAAGCAGGCCAAGUCUACCCGGGCCCCUCUGCUGACGGCUGGAGCCCCCCGUCAGGAGCGGCUGCGUCUGGCCGGCGGCCCCCACGGCUGCGCGGGCCGGCUGGAGGUGUGGCACUCGGGGCGCUGGGGGACCGUGUGUGACGACGGCUGGGACCUGCGUGACGCGGCCGUGGCCUGCCGGGCGCUGGGCUGCGGGGGGGCGCUGGCCGCCCCCGGGGGUGCCCGGUUCGGCCCGGGCACAGGGCCCGUGUGGAUGGACGAUGUGGGGUGUGGAGGCGGAGAACAAACCCUUCAAGACUGUGCCCGAAGCCCCUGGGGCCGGAGCAACUGUGACCACAGCGAAGACGCCGGCCUGGUCUGCACGGGCCCGGCCCCCCGGCUGCGUCUGGCCAGCGGCCCCCACGGCUGCGCGGGCCGGCUGGAGGUGUGGCACUCGGGGCGCUGGGGGACCGUGUGUGACGACGCCUGGGACCUGCGUGACGCGGCCGUGGCCUGCCGGGAGCUGGGCUGUGGGGGGGCGCUGGCUGCCCCUGGAGGCGCCUUCUUCGGGGAGGGGGCCGGGCCCAUCCUCCUGGACGACCUUCGUUGCCGUGGCAAUGAGACGACCCUUCGCUUGUGCCCUUCGAGGCCCUGGGGACAGCAUGACUGCCACCACCGGGAGGACGCAGGAGCCGUGUGCGACGGUAUGCCUCUGGGGUAUGUGCCCCCCACAGCCCCCUCAGUGGGCAGCAACACCUCCACACACAGGCCUCCAACCCCCCCAGUGAGCCAGGCUCCAGGGACGGCCGGCCUCUCCGCCCCUCCCGCCUCUCCCACUGCCCCAUGGGAGCCGGGGCCAGAAGCUGGGUCCCCCCAGCUGCGCCUGGUGGCAGGGCCCAGCAGGUGCUCGGGCCGGCUGGAGGUGUGGCACUUGGGGCGCUGGGGGACGGUGUGUGAUGACGCCUGGGACCUGCGGGACUCGGCUGUGGUCUGCCGGGAGCUGGGCUGCGGACCCCCUCGGCCGCCCGACCCCACCGCUGGCCGCUUCGGCUGGGGCGCCGGCCCCAUCUGGCUGGACGACAUGGGGUGUGUGGGGACCGAGGCCUCGCUCUCCGACUGUGCCGCUGCCCCCUGGGGGAAGCACAACUGUGCUCACAAUGAGGACGUGGGCGUCACCUGCACAGGCACCCCUGGCCUGGAUUCCGUGGCAGAUCCCUUCAGCUGGAGCUGGAUCCCUGGCCUGGGUAGUGACCCCAACGCCUGGGUCCCUGGGGAACUGGCCACCAAGCCCUCUGUGAGGCUGACGCCCAGUGCCCCCCAGAGGAGCACCCCCAAGGCCCCAGGCAAAGCGCCCAAGAAUGCCAAGAAGUGGGGGGCUAGGACCACCAAGAGACCAACCACUCGGACCCCCCAGCUGCCAACCACCACACCCACCCUUGGCCGGAUCACCCAGCACACUGCUGAACCCAGCACCUGGCCCUCGGCCACCCUGCUCACAAGGGCCCCCCACCGGCUGACCUCUCCGGCCACCACCACACGGACGCACCGGACCCGCCAGACCCCGGCUGCUAAGACUGUGGCCACACAGAGCACUCUGGAUCCCCUAGAGCCGGUCUCUGGGGUCACUGGGCAAGCCCCUCUGAGCUCCGGGGAGCCGUGGUCUGAGGUGACGUCAGCCGCACCUUUUCUCCUGAUUGGCGCGCGCGGGCCCAUCAGGUGUGUAUAAAAACCCUGGGCCUCCCUGCCAGGCGGUUUUCGGAUCCGGCUGGCCGACGGGCCCAACCGCUGCGCUGGCCGCCUGGAGGUGUGGCACGCGGGACGCUGGGGCACCGUAUGCGACGACGGCUGGGACCAGCGGGACAGCACCGUGGUCUGCCAGGAGCUGGGCUGCGGGCGCGUCCGGCCACGCGUGGGCAAGACCCACUACGGCCCCGGGGCCGGGCCCAUCUGGCUGGACGACGUGGGUUGCCAGGGCGCCGAGGCCUCGCUUAGCCUCUGCCCCGCCCGGGCCUGGGGGCAGCACAACUGCGACCACGACGAGGACGUGGGCCUCACCUGCACCGGCCACAGCGACGCGGAGGACUACCCGCCCUGGACCUGGGACCCCACGUCCGGGGAGGACCUGGCCAAGGGGUCCACCCCCGCCCCCUCCCGGGACAGCACGGGGAGCCUCGGGGCCUCCUCCCCAGCAGGUGAUGAUAGGGACAAGUCCUCCUGGACAUGGGACAGGCUUCUAAAAGGGGCCGUCACCAAGGGGCCCACCGUGGCAGGCAGAGCAGGACCCGCUCCCACCACUGGCACCACCGGGAGCCCGGGCCAGCCUCCCCCAGCUCCGAGGGCCCGUGGACACAUAGAUUCCGCCCCGAGGCCCGGGGCGGCCAAGACCGCCCCCCGCAGCCCGCCCCCGGCCUCCUCCACCUCGCCGGGGCCUCCCAGGCCUCUGACCACCACUGACUCAGAGCCGGAGCACGUCCCCGAGGACACAGCUUCCACCGGCACGGUGACCUCUGACCCCCCCGACGGGCGCCCGUCCAGCCCGGACCCGGCCUCGGGCGUGGACUCAGACCUGGCCAGGGCCGCCCCCGGCUCCACUGCGCUUCCAGAGAUGAGCGCUGAGCUCGCCGCCACCUCGCCGCCCCCCGCCAGGACCGAAGGACCUCUGACCUCUGACCUCUCUCAACCUAAGGCAAUGACCCCCACCUCAGAGAUGACCCCAGAGUCCGGAACAACUCCAUACUAUGAUACAGCCUCAGUGGCUGCUGGAUCCCCAGAUCCGACCACUAGCCUUCACACUACAGUGACCCUUCACCCCACAGUGACCUUUUACCCUACAGUGACCUCUCAACCUACAGUCACAGCCACCCGGUCCACAGUGACCCCUGGCCCUGUCACAGCCCCCCAGCCCACAGUGACCCCUGACCCUGUCACAGCCCACCAGCCCACAGUGACCCCUGACCCAGUCCCAGCCCCCCAGCCCACAGGGACCCCUGACCCAGUCCCAGCCCCCCAGCCCACAGGGACCCCUGACCCUGUCACAGCCCCCCAGCCCACAGGGACCCCUGACCCUGUCACAGCCCCCCAGCCCACAGGGACCCCUGACCCUGUCACAACCCCCCAGCCCACAGUGACCCCUGACCCAGUCCCAGCCCCCCAGCCCACAGUGACCCCUGACCCAGUCCCAGCCCCCCAGCCCACAGUGACUCCUGACCCAGUCCCAGCCCCUCAGCCCACAGUGACCCCUGACCCAGUCCCAGCCCCCCAGCUCACAGUGACCCCUGACCCAGUCACAACCCCCGAGCCCACAGUGACCCCUCACCCUGUCACAGCCCCCCGGCCCACAGUGACCCCUCACCCUGUCACAGCCCCCCGGCCCACCACCAUGGCUGAGACUCACCCUGCCCCGAGUCCCAAUGACACCUCCACUCCUGGGCCCGGGACCACGGCCCGUCUGGCUCCCCUGGAGCCAGAGCUCCCCUCUCCAGCACCGACAGCCGGACGCAGCCUGAAGCCCCGGCCGACCUCCAGGAGCGCCCCCCAGCCCUCCGCGUCCCAGGUGUCCAGCCUGGAGCCCUCUCCAGCCCCAAGAACAGACCCACUGUCCGCUGAGGACGUCAGGCCCCCUGGCCGCCAGAGCCCCAGGCUAAGCCCUCCACCCACCCAGACCCCAAGCUCAGCCUCCGACCCCACCGAGACCUCUGACCCCCACCACUCUCCCCCGGCCCACCCCUCAGAAGAGCCGACCCCGGGUGGGAACACAGGCGCCCCGGGUCCGUGUGUGGCCCCGCCGCCGCCACACGCCAGGGUCAUGGCCUGCGAGCCCCCCGCCCUGGUGGAGCUGGUGGCCGCCGUGAGGGACGUGGGCGCCCAGCUGCACAGGCUGACGCAGGCGCUGGAGAGGGAGCAGCAGGAGCGCCGAGCGCUGAGACUGGGGCUGAGCCAGCUGGCGGAGGCCGCGCAGGGUCUGGGGCAGCUGGGUGAGGCGGUGAGGAGACUGGCAGAGGCGGCCCGGCCCCCCAGCACGCCUGCGCCCACCACCGCCGCCCCGGAGGAGGAAGACAGGCCUUUGCGGGGAGACGUGUGAGACAGAGAUCUCCUGCGUGACCGCAACCCCAGCCGGUAACCAGAGUAUCUACGAGCAGGAUGCUGGGGCGGCCGCUCGGGAGUAAAGGGCAGGGCUUGACCAGCGUGAGGCCCUGAGUUCAAUCCCCGGCGGAUCCCUCGUGAAUAAAUGAGUCAGCUUUUAAAACUA